CCAGUCACCUCCUGGACGAACCGAAGGACAGGCGCAUGCGCGAGGAGAAGCGGCAGGCGCUGUCUUUUCUAGGCCUUUGAUUCGCUGCUUGCACUUGAAGCACCUCCCACAUCGCUGAGGGGAAAGGGCAAGCGUGCGUUUGACUGACAAGGAUGGCGGCGCUCAGGGUCCUUAUAGACGUGCAAAAAGUGCUGGUAAAGGGGCAGUAUUCUGCUUCAUGGGCAAGAUGGUGCUAUUUUGCUUCACGUUGCCAAUAUUCAACGGCAUAUAAUGCUGAAGAAAAGACCUUUGACAAAAUUCUAAUUGCCAACAGAGGAGAGAUUGCGUGCAGGGUAAUCAAGACAUGCAGAAAGCUGGGUAUAAAAACUGUUGCAGUACACAGUGAUGUUGAUUCGGCAGCGGUUCAUGUGAAAAUGGCGGAUGAAGCUGUCUGUGUUGGCCCUGCUCCCACUAGCAAAAGCUACCUCAACAUGGAUGCCAUCAUGGAAGCCAUUAGGAUGACUGGGGCCCAAGCUGUCCACCCAGGAUAUGGGUUUCUUUCCGAAAACAAAGAAUUUGCCCGACGUCUGGCAGCAGAAAGCGUCACCUUCAUUGGACCUGACACUCAUGCAAUUCAAGCUAUGGGAGACAAGAUUGAAAGCAAGCUAUUAGCCAAGAAUGCGCAGGUCAACACCAUCCCUGGCUUUGACGGGGUGGUCAAGGAUGCAGAUGAAGCUGUCAGAAUUGCAAGGGAAAUUGGCUACCCCGUCAUGAUCAAGGCCUCAGCGGGUGGUGGUGGUAAAGGCAUGAGGAUUGCUUGGGAUGAUGAAGAGACCAGGGAAGGAUUUAGGUUUUCAUCACAAGAGGCACAGUCAAGCUUUGGAGAUGAUCGUCUGCUAAUAGAAAAAUUCAUUGAUGACCCCCGUCAUAUAGAAAUCCAAGUGCUAGCUGAUAAGCAUGGCAAUGGACUGUGGCUAAAUGAGAGAGAAUGCUCCAUCCAAAGGCGGAACCAGAAAGUAGUAGAGGAGGCUCCUAGCACAUUUCUGGAUCCAGAGACUCGAAGAGCUAUGGGAGAACAAGCUGUAGCUCUUGCCAAAGCUGUGAACUAUUCUUCUGCAGGAACAGUUGAGUUUCUUGUUGAUUCAAAGAAGAACUUCUACUUUUUGGAGAUGAACACAAGGCUCCAGGUUGAACAUCCCAUCACAGAAUGUAUUACCGGCCUGGACCUUGUAGAAGAAAUGAUCCGUGUUGCAAAGGGCUAUUCUCUCAGGCAUAAACAGGCUGAUAUCCCCAUAAAUGGCUGGGCAGUUGAAUGUCGCGUCUACGCGGAGGAUCCAUAUAAAUCUUUUGGCCUCCCCUCCAUUGGUCGUCUUUCUCAGUACGAUGAGCCACACCAUUUGCCAGGGGUGCGAGUUGACAGCGGAAUUCAAGAAGGAAGCGACAUCAGCAUUUACUAUGAUCCUAUGAUUUCAAAAUUAGUGACCCAUGGCAGUAAUCGUGCUGAAGCCUUGAAGAGAAUGGAAGAUGCUCUAGACAAUUACAUCAUUCGAGGUGUGACUCACAAUAUUCCCUUACUUCGGGAAGUUAUCACUCACCCUCGUUUUAUUAAAGGAGACAUCACUACUAAAUUUCUCCCUGAAGUUUAUCCUGAUGGAUUUAAAGGACACAGUUUGACACCUAAAGAAAGAAAUGAACUUCUUGUGACAACAGCUUCACUGUUUGUCACUUCACAGACCAGGUCACAUCACUUCCUAAAUAACACAAGAGUUCCAGUAGCUAAGAAUGAUUUGAAGAGCUGGGACCUUUCUAUUUUACUGGAUGGUGCUGCCCAUUCUGUUGUAGUUACAAAGUCGAAAGAUCAUUUCUCUGUGGACGUUGAUGGGACUAAAAUGAAUGUGUCCAGCGAGUGGAAUCUGUCUUCGCCCUUAAUGUCUGUCAACAUUGGUGACACUCAGAAGACCAUUCAGUGCCUUAGUCGUGACGCAGCUGGGAAUAUUAGCAUUCAGUUCUUGGGCACAGUGUAUAAAUUGCAAGUGUUGACGAAGCAUGCGGCAGAGCUUAGUAAGUACAUGCCAGAGAAGGUGGAAGAGGACACCAGCAGUAUUCUGAGAUCACCGAUGCCAGGGACAGUGGUGGCCGUUUCCGUUAAGCCUGGUGAUAUGGUUUCUGAGGGACAAGAGAUCUGUGUAAUCGAAGCAAUGAAGAUGCAGAACAGCAUGACUGCAGCUAAAACUGGAAAGGUAACAUCUGUGCACUGCAAACCUGGUGAAACCGUGGGAGAAGGGGAUCUCCUAGUGCAACUUGAAUAAAUCCCAUUCACUACAUAACUCUACUUGACACUUUAUAGAUUUCUGAUGAACUCUCUCAUACAUGUUUGACAUGACAUUCCUAUCAUACAGAUUUUAUACAGUUAUAUUUAUUACAGGUACAUGUGGGAUGAAUAAAAAUGAUUAUGAAAUA
Molecule: messenger RNA, 2439 nt
Organism: Bufo gargarizans (Asiatic toad)
Lineage: Eukaryota; Metazoa; Chordata; Amphibia; Anura; Bufonidae
Gene: PCCA
Product: propionyl-CoA carboxylase subunit alpha
Exons: 24
Coding region: 153-2288 (711 amino acids)
Cellular component (GO): mitochondrion
Molecular function (GO): propionyl-CoA carboxylase activity; ATP binding; metal ion binding
Source: RefSeq, a predicted model, not a curated record